Syngnathus typhle (broad-nosed pipefish) is the source of this 2932-nucleotide messenger RNA. Its product is annotated as calpain-2 catalytic subunit-like. Lineage: Eukaryota; Metazoa; Chordata; Actinopteri; Syngnathiformes; Syngnathidae. Gene Ontology annotation, biological process: proteolysis. Gene Ontology annotation, molecular function: calcium-dependent cysteine-type endopeptidase activity; calcium ion binding. The coding region runs from base 68 to 2299 and encodes 743 amino acids. Gene Ontology annotation, cellular component: cytoplasm. The transcript has 20 exons. The record is from RefSeq and is a predicted model, not a curated record.
UAGCAACACAUCACAGACAUUAAGUGAAGAGUACCAAACAGCACGGGUCACUGAGAAGACGCUGAAAAUGUCUGGCAUUGUACAAAAGCUUCAGCACAACCGAGACAAAUUGCAAGGCACCGGAACUCACGAUAAGGCAGUGCCAUACCUCAACCAGGACUAUGAGGCUUUGAAGCGAAGCUGCCUGGAAAGAGGACGCCUAUUUGAGGAUGAAAGCUUUGAGCCACUUCCAGCAUCCUUGGGCUUCAAUGAACUUGGACCCGGAUCCUAUAAAGUUCGAGGCAUCAAGUGGUUGAGACCCACGGAAAUUGUUUCUAAUCCCAAAUUUAUUCUGAGCGAUGCCACCAGGACUGACAUUUGUCAGGGAGCACUUGGUGACUGCUGGCUCCUGGCGGCUAUUGCGUCCUUGACACUCAACAAGCAGAUUUUGUCCCGUGUUGUUCCGCAUGACCAAAGUUUUGAUGAGGACUAUGCUGGAAUCUUCCAUUUUGAGUUCUGGCAGUUUGGUGACUGGGUGGACGUGGUGGUUGAUGACCGCUUACCCACCAGAGAUGGAGAACUGCUGUUUCUCCACUCAGAGGAUGGAUCUGAGUUUUGGAGUGCCCUGCUGGAGAAGGCCUACGCCAAGUUAAAUGGAUGCUACGAGGCUCUCUCAGGAGGAAGCACCACCGAAGGGUUCGAGGACUUCACUGGAGGCAUCGCUGAGAGCCAUGACCUAUCCAACCCCGAUCCUCACCUCUUUAAUAUCUUAAGGAAGGCCCUGGAAAGAGGCUCCCUUCUGGGAUGCUCCAUUGAUAUCACCAAUGCAGCCGACUCUGAAGCUAUUACGCAUCGCAAGCUGGUGAAGGGCCACGCCUACUCUGUGACAGCAGCUGAGCGGGUGGAGUACAGAGGAGGCAUGGAGGAGCUGAUCAGAAUCAGAAAUCCAUGGGGUCAGGUGGAGUGGAAUGGAGCCUGGAGUGACAACUCCUCUGAGUGGAGAUAUGUAAGCGAUGAUGACCGCCAGAGGCUGACUAACCGCCAGGAAGAUGGGGAAUUCUGGAUGUCAUUUUCUGACUUCCUGAGAGAAUAUUCUCGUAUAGAGAUCUGCAACCUCACACCCGAUGCCCUAACAUCAGAGUACAGGAAGUGGGCGGAGAUAGAGUUUGAAGAAACCUGGAGAACUGGAGUUUCUGCUGGUGGCUGCAGAAACUAUCCUGAAACCUUCUGGACGAAUCCUCAGUUUGUCAUAAAACUUGACCAAGUGGAUGAUGACCCCUAUGAUGGAGAAGACGGCUGCACAUUCAUCGUAGGAUUGAUGCAGAAGAACAAACGUCGCAAGAGAAACAUGGGGGAGGAUAUGGAGACCAUCGGCUUCCUCAUGUAUGAGCUGCCUGAGGAGGUGGGAGUGGAAAAAGCAGACAUUUGUUUCUCUGGAACACGCUAUCUAUGUUUAAAAUACUGCAUUGAUGUUACAUUUUCCCACCACAAUGUUUCGACAUAUUCUCAUGUGACUUUUCUAUGUGUCAUUUUCCAGUAUUAUGGCGCCACGCAAGUGCACCUGAAGAAAAAUUUCUUCUUGCGUAACCGCUCAGCAGCACGCUCUGAGACCUUCAUCAAUCUCCGAGAAGUGAGCAGCCGUCACCAUCUGCCUCCUGGGGAGUACCUCAUCAUUCCCUCCACAUUUGAGCCCAACAAGAAUGGAGACUUUUAUAUCCGGGUGUUCUCCGAGAAACCAGCGGAUUUUCAUGAAAUUGACGAUCUCGUUGAUUGCCAUGUUGAACAGAUUGACAUCGAUGAAGGCGAUAUUGAUGACAGGUUCAAGAGACUGUUUGGACAGCUGGCCGGACAUGAUGUGGAGAUUUCUGCAUUUGAGCUGCAGAGAAUCCUCAACAGAGUGGUUAAAAACCGAGGGGACAUCAAAACUGAUGGGUUCAGCUUGACCACGUGUCGCAACAUGGUCAACCUGCUUGACAAAGAUGGAAGCGGCAAACUAGGACUGGUGGAAUUUAAGAUUUUGUGGAGCAAGAUUGAAAAGUUUUUGGACAUUUACAAAGACAAAGAUGCAGACAAUAGUGGCUGCAUGAGCUCUUCUGAGAUGCGGUUAGCAGUAGAAGACGCUGGUUUCUCACUCAACAACCAGUUGCAUCAGAUAGUCGUUGCUCGCUACAGGGAACCAGAGUACUCCAUAGACUUUGACAACUUUGUGUGCUGCCUUAUCCGCUUGGAGUCACUUUUCCAUGCAUUCCAGUCCAUAGACAAUGGUUCUGGUGUUAUUGAGUUGACUUACUUGCAGUGGCUGGAAUUGUCCAUGUUAUAGAGGGGCUGCUUAUACUCUUUAAAAGAAGAAGAAAAGAACAAUCAUCACUUAAAUGGGGAGUUUGCAGUUUAAAAAAAACACAUGCAAAAUUUAGAUGUAGCCUUACUUUACUAUUAAAACCUCACAAGAGUACAUGUUCGCAGUUAUUGUGAAUUGUGACCGACAGAGUUUAGGUUUAGCCUACGGGGAGAGUUUCCCAUCAUUGAUGUGCAAAUAGAGUCCAUUUGUUGAAUUAUCAUUUCACUGCUUCUUGAUUUCAUUGUUCAUGGUUGUCACAACAAAUGAUUGACUUGUUGUUGGUUAAACUUUCCGUCAUUGGUUGUUCUUUGUCAGGUGCGGUGGUUUCUGAAAUAAGCUACAAAAUGGGGAGGAAUGUUUUAGUUUUUCAGAUCAUGUUACUAAAUAAUUAAUUACUCCCAGCUUUAUACUGACCGUUAACAAAUAUGACAAAUUAAAGUAUGAACAAGAUUUCUUUGAAUGCAAACUCCUCCCUUAAAUGAAUAUUUGCUCUGUUUUGAAUGCAGUUGGAUUUCUUUGGAUAUGGUGUGUUACUUAAUCUGUCAGUUAAGGGAAUGAUUGUUCUACAAAAUAAUCCAUCAUAAAUUCUGUUUGUUCAAUAAAGAUUUUUUGGGA